CACUCACCCCUAGAAAAAUUAUUCAAUCUGAUAAGGACUUAUGCUGCUGACACACACAACACACUAUGAAAGAGAAAAUCAAAACAGACACACAAACAUAGCAUAGCAUACACUAUUCAAUACUUACUCAUAUUUUGUGUUUUUCCUUUUUUCACAUUCUUGUAGUUAAUGUUGUUCUCUCUCUCUCUCUCUCAUGCACUCCUGUCACCCACCACCACCUCUCUUUAAUUCCCUAUGAAACCGUUCAACAUUUUUUCAACACUCACUAGCUUCCGUUUCCACCACAUCUUCAUGAAGGAUAUGCACCACUUGAUCACAAUCAUAAUACCCUUUUGAAUUUCAUUCUCUCUCAUCACUUAGAUAGGUGGUAAAGUUUGGAUUGUGGAAAAUUAGAGGUGCUUUCAAAUUUUCUUUGUUAAAGAUUUCUGAAGGGGCCUUGAAGUAAAUGCAUGGAUCGCGGGGACCAAAUGGCAGCAUUAUCCGGCUCUGCACCCUACUAUAUGCAUAGGGGAUUACCUGGUUCUGGAAACCAACAUGAAUUGCAUAAUUCACCCGGUAUUCGUCCAAUGUCGAAUGCCAAUUCACCGUUUCAAUCAAGUAUUGGAGGUGGUGGUACUAUUGGAUCCACAUUACCGUUGGAUUCAUCUGGAAUUUCAUCGCAAUGUAUCAAUGUAGGUGCUCCUUCUGGAGCUGCUUCAACCGGUGAAACUGUCAAAAGAAAGAGAGGAAGGCCGAGAAAAUACGGGGCAGAUGGAAGUGUGUCGUUGGCAUUGACUCCAACAACACCAGCUGCAAGUCAUCCUGGAUCCAUACUGCAAGUUCAGAAACGCGGUAGAGGCCGCCCUCCAGGGUCCGGAAAGAAACAACAGUUGGCUUCUUUCGGUGGUUUGAUCUCUGGUUCAGCUGGGAAUGGUUUCACUCCUCAUGUCAUCACCAUUGCAAUUGGAGAAGACAUUGCAACAAAAAUCGUGGCAUUUUCGCAGCAGGGACCUAGAGCUAUAUUUAUUAUGUCAGCUAAUGGUGCAGUCUCCACCGUGACGCUUUGUCAAGCUUCAACAUCUGGGGGAUCAGUCACAUAUGAGGGACGCUUUGAGAUACUAAGCCUGACAGGCUCUUACUUGGUUGCUGAUAACGGUGGCUCGCGAAACCGAACGGGUGGAUUAAGUGUUUCCCUUGCAAGUCCUGAUGGUCGUGUCAUUGGUGGAGGGGUCGGUGGAGUGCUCAUUGCCGCAAGUCCUGUUCAGGUGAUAAUUGGGAGCUUUAUGUGGGGUGGACCAAAGACAAAGAACAAGAAGAAUGAAGAUUUAGAAGGUCAAGAAGUUGGUAUGGAGCAAGAUCAUCAUGGAGUCCAUAAUGCAAUUGCAAUGAAUAGCAUUUCACCAAAUCAAAACCUUAAUCCACCAUCUAUCGGUUCUUGGCCAGCAUCGCGUCCAUUGGAUAUGCGUAAUUCCCAUAUUGACAUUGAUUUAAUGCGCGGGUGACAAUUUAUUUCAUUAGCUUACGCCGGUACUCGGUAUAUAUUUAAGAUUCAUGGUCACUCAUCUAAUUUUCUUGUGUAGUAGUAGUAAUGACACAAUGGAAAGUGCCAACUAUAGAGUAGAAAGCUUGCUGACUCUUGGAAUUUGAUAAAUGUCACCUAUGAUUGAUUGACUUUAGGGGUUGUACUCAUAUUUUUGUAGGUUUGAGGAAUAUUAUUUGAAGGAUUUGCUUUCUUAUUGAUUAUUGUUUAAUUGAAGGAAAUUCAUAGAGUUAGAUGUUUUA
Molecule: messenger RNA, 1761 nt
Organism: Cicer arietinum (chickpea)
Lineage: Eukaryota; Viridiplantae; Streptophyta; Magnoliopsida; Fabales; Fabaceae
Product: AT-hook motif nuclear-localized protein 11
Molecular function (GO): minor groove of adenine-thymine-rich DNA binding
Source: RefSeq, a predicted model, not a curated record